Molecule: messenger RNA, 1283 nt
Organism: Paramecium sonneborni
Lineage: Eukaryota; Ciliophora; Oligohymenophorea; Peniculida; Parameciidae
Source: the annotation of a GenBank genome assembly
AUGGAAGAUUAUCGAAAUGCAAUUAAAAAAUUAAAGUUACAAGCUUAAUAAUUAGAGUAAGAAAAUAAUGAACUUAAAGUUAAAUUGGCUAUGCCAGCUGAUGAAGAAUUGAGAAUACCUUAAUUUGAAAUAAUCUUAGCUUCAAAUACUUCUUAAUUAUACAUAAGAGAAAAACUAUUGAAAGAAUUAUAAAAAUGUUGUAAUGAAAGAGGAAUGACAGUUGAAAUGCUUUUUAGAUGUGCAGACAAAAGAUUCACAGGAAAAUUGACCAUUUAAGAAUAUAAAGAAUUUUUAGAUUCAUUUUUUGAUGGGAAAAUAGACGGAAUCACACUUUAAAAGAUUGCAUUACUUUUUGAUGAUGAUUGUAGUGGAUUUAUAAUGAAAGAAGAAUUCUAUAGGGUUCUCAUCUAUUGUAAAUGCAAUGCUGAAGAUCAUGCUUAUAUUCUCAAUACAUAAGCAAUGAAAAUGGGUUAACCUUAAGAUGAUCCUGCCAAAAUAUAAGAAAGAGUUCUUGAAAAAUUUAUUAAAUAUCUUAAAGGUUUAAAAAAUACUCCUAAAGGAAUUGUAGAAUAAAUUGAUUACUAAUAAAAAGGUUACAUCACUACAGAUGAUCUUUUAAUGUCUAUGAAAAAUGACUUUGGAUCAAAUGAAAUCUUUAUUAUUAUGAAAUACUUUGAUAUCAAACAAUUAAAUAAAAUUAAAAAUGAAGAUUUCUUAUUUGAUCUCAAAGAAUGUCUUAAUCCUAAUAAAACUGCGUAAUAAUUAUUAGCUCUACGAGAAAAUAAUAGUGGAUUACGAAUACUUUAAGACAUGAGAAAAUUCAGACAAGUUCUACGACAAUAUAAAUUAGAUCCUUUGAUGAUUUAUUAUUAAUGCUAUCCAAAAGAUGUCUAAAGAAAAUAAAUUACUGAUUUAGCUAUUGCAUUUAGUAAAUACAUGAAAGGAACUUAAUUUGAUUAAAUCAUGAAUUGGAUGAGAUUAAUUGAUANCAUCUAUCAACUUACAAUACUUAAUCAAAUACUAGUGAAGUUAGAUCAUCUGCUCAAUAAUCUGCUUAGUAAUCAGCUUAGCAUUCUGAACAUUAAUCAGAGAAACUUUCAGAUAAGUAAUCUGAUAAUUAAUCUGAAAAUAAUUCUAGAAUUGCAGAUGGACAUAGUGAACAUAGAAGUGUAGAGGGAGAUUAAAAAAGUAUUGAUGGGGCUAGUGAACAUGGAAGUGAAUAAGUAGAAAUUAAUACUAUAGCCAACUUUGGAUAAUCAGUUGAACUUGAUGAAAUCGAUUGA